Molecule: messenger RNA, 1518 nt
Organism: Aspergillus heteromorphus CBS 117.55
Lineage: Eukaryota; Fungi; Ascomycota; Eurotiomycetes; Eurotiales; Aspergillaceae
Gene: dhh1
Product: DExD/H-box ATP-dependent RNA helicase DHH1
Exons: 4
Coding region: 1-1518 (505 amino acids)
Biological process (GO): P-body assembly; cytoplasmic stress granule assembly
Cellular component (GO): cytoplasmic stress granule; P-body
Molecular function (GO): ATP binding; mRNA binding; RNA helicase activity
Source: RefSeq, a predicted model, not a curated record
AUGGCAGACGCGCUAGCCUCACAGUUGAACAACACGACUUUGGGGGAUGCAAACCCAGACGCGAAGUGGAAAGAUCAAUUAAAUGUCCCUGCAAAGGAUGCAAGGCCGCAGACUGAGGAUGUGACUGCUACAAAAGGCUUAGAAUUUGAAGAUUUCUACAUCAAGCGUGAGCUUAUGAUGGGUAUAUUCGAAGCUGGUUUUGAGAAGCCAUCUCCUAUCCAGGAAGAAACGAUACCAGUAGCUCUCACCGGCAGAGACAUUCUGGCGCGAGCCAAAAAUGGCACGGGGAAAACAGCAGCUUUCGUCAUUCCUACCUUGGAGCGCAUAAAUCCCAAGAGCACGAAGACACAGGCACUGAUUCUUGUUCCAACAAGAGAGCUAGCUCUCCAAACGUCACACGUUUGCAAGACGUUGGGGAAACAUCUAGGCAUCAAUGUCAUGGUCACCACAGGAGGAACUGGCUUGAUGGACGAUAUCAUCAGAUUGAAUGACGCGGUUCACAUACUUGUUGGAACCCCGGGAAGGGUCCUGGAUCUGGCUAGCAAAGGAGUAGCUGAUCUGUCUGAAUGUCCUACUUUUGUCAUGGACGAGGCCGACAAGCUAUUGUCACCCGAAUUUACACCGGUUAUUGAGCAACUGCUAUCGUUUCAUCCUAAGGACCGUCAGGUCAUGCUGUUCAGCGCCACAUUCCCCUUAAUUGUGAAGUCAUUCAAGGACAAACACAUGCGCAAUCCUUACGAAAUAAAUCUUAUGGACGAGCUCACCCUGCGCGGAAUCACCCAAUAUUAUGCCUUUGUGGAGGAGAAACAGAAGGUUCACUGUCUGAACACCCUCUUUUCCAAGCUGCAAAUCAAUCAGUCGAUAAUCUUCUGCAACUCCACUAAUCGAGUUGAACUACUCGCAAAGAAGAUAACGGAGUUAGGAUAUUCAUGCUUUUAUUCCCACGCGAGAAUGCUCCAGCAACAUCGAAACAGGGUUUUUCACGAUUUUCGGAACGGAGUUUGCCGGAAUCUAGUUUGCUCGGAUUUGCUUACUCGGGGUAUCGACAUCCAAGCUGUUAAUGUGGUCAUCAACUUCGAUUUCCCGAAGAAUGCCGAAACUUAUCUCCAUCGAAUUGGUCGGUCCGGCCGCUUCGGGCAUCUCGGUCUCGCUAUCAACCUCAUAAAUUGGGAAGACCGCUUCAACCUGUACAAGAUUGAGCAAGAGCUUGGAACCGAAAUCCAGCCUAUUCCACAAAACAUCGACAAGAAGCUCUACGUUUAUGACUCCCCAGACACCAUUCCACGCCCCAUCUCGAACCCAUCGCAACCACAUACCACCACGGCUCCCAACCCAAACACCGGAGAGCGUCGUCACAACCAUCAUGCAAAUAGUGGACAAUAUCAAUACGGCAGAAGCCGUGGUACCUAUCGCGGAGGUCGAGGACAGGGUCAGCGACGCAGUAUACAAAACGAGACCAAGUUUGGUGCGCCUCAAGGACAGUCGAGCAGCAAAUCUCACCCAACACAGGUGUUAUAG